Lactuca saligna is the source of this 1207-nucleotide messenger RNA. Lineage: Eukaryota; Viridiplantae; Streptophyta; Magnoliopsida; Asterales; Asteraceae. The record is from the annotation of a GenBank genome assembly.
AAGCUUAAAUGCUAAGCUGAACCUUCUUCUAAGCAUAUCAGACCCACCAAGCUCCAAAUAUCUCAUCUCUUUCGCAUUAAUUCCAACAAAUACAUUAAACCGUUUUGUUGAAAUGAUCAAAAUGAGAACAGUGAUGUUGUUUAUGAUCGUAUUAUUCGAACUGAUAUUUGGGUUUUCAAAUGCCCAACUCCAAGUUGGGUUUUACAAUGAUGUGUGUCCCGAAGCAGAAUCAAUAGUUACCGGUUUUGUGAGAGAUGCAGCCAAUUCUAACCCUCAGAUUCCUGCUAUCAUGCUCAGGCUUCACUUCCAUGACUGCUUCGUCGAGGGAUGUGAUGGGUCGAUUCUGAUAGAUAUAGGAAAAGAUUCAGAGCGAUUGGCAUUCGGGCAUCAAGGGGUACAAGGGUAUGAUGUAGUAGAGAACGCAAAAGCGAAGCUGGAAAGUGUUUGUCCAGGCGUAGUUUCAUGUGCGGAUAUUGUUACCAUGGCUGCGAGAGAUGGUGUUGCUAUUAGUGGUGGGCCAUCUUAUCAAGUCGAAACAGGAAGGAAAGAUGGUCUGGUAUCAAAUAUAAAUCUUGCUGACAGAAUGCCAGAUGUUAAAGACUCAAUUCAGCUUCUCAAGCAAAAAUUCAUCGAAAAAGGACUUAACGACAAAGACCUUGUGGUUCUUAGUGCUGCUCACACUAUUGGUACAACUGCAUGCUUCUUCAUGGAGGAUCGGCUAUACAACUUUGCUGAUACUGGAGGUCCGGACCCGAGGAUAAACCCUAGUUUCCUACCCGAACUGACACAUACAUGCCCUAAAAACGGGGACAUAAUGGUCCGGUUGCCCAUGGAUCAUGGGAGUGGAGAGACUUUUGAUAAUCAAAUUUUACAAAAUAUAAGAAGUGGUUUUGGAGUGCUAGAAUCGGAUGCAAAGCUAAUGGAUGACCCGACGACAAAGGGAAUAGUGGAUUCGUAUUUUGGGGGGUUGAAUCCGGUGACUUUUGAGGAGGAUUUUGUGAAUUCCAUGGUGAGAAUGGGAAGGAUCGGAACCAAGGAUGAUUCUAAUGGGAACAUUAGACGUGUAUGUAAAGCGUUUAAUUAGAUUAUUGGAAGAAUAAAAUGAGUUAUAUAUUCAGCUUUUAGAAGAAAAGUUAGUCGAUCUCACUUGUUUUCUUUAUAUAUACAAAUGAUCAUAUUACAACUUACAAGCCUUUUUGAUAAUGUG